UAUUUCAUGGUUCUAUCAAAGCAGCAGUAAAAAAAAUACUCUUGACGCAUGAAAAUUAACUGGUGAGGGGCCUCAUUGCUAUUUUUAAAUUGUAGUUUUAUUUUUAAAUAGUCUUUUUUUAAUCAGAGGAUCAGAUGCAUGACUUUUUUUUUUUUAAUGGAUGCAGAUCUUCUAUCAGGUGUCUCACAAUAAAUUCAAGAGGAUUUUAGUUUGCCAGAAAUGUUGCAAAUGCACUAAUUUGAGUAAGAUGUUGAUACUGAAUAUAUCCUCUUGAGACAUAAUUUUGCAUGCAAAAUUAUCCCAUAAUCUUUGUAGGUUUGUUAAUAUUGAUGCAUUACUGCCCUAUAUCUAAAUGAUCUUCUCCCCCUUCCCCUCCAUAACUCUUGGUAUCUAAAUUGAUGACAGCUCUGACACAAGCAAGAUAACAGUGCUGUGUAGUAUACAUUUGUUUAUAUUAUCGGCACUUCUCAGUAUAGGUGGAAGGAACCAUUACCUUUAUUUAACAGUGGUUUUUCUUUUUUGUUGUUGUGUUUUACAGUUCUUUUCCCUGGUUCAGCCUGAACUAUAUACCAGGCCCUGCUGAAAAUACCACCCAACAGUUUUCUUCUGCAGCUUAUCCAGUUUCUCUUAAGUGCCCUGUACAUAUUGUAUGUUUUAUGAUGAGAUGCAGUUUCUUAAUAUGUAUUACAGAAAUACUACUGGUAUUUGCAAAUAUGUAGUUUAAUUGUAUUAUUGAACUCUCAUUUUGGGGGCUUGGGCACAUUAACAGAUUAAUCCAUCUGUAUAGGGCUUUUGCUGUUGGAUAGAAUUUAAAUUGUCUACAUAAAUAUUUGUUUUAGGACCCUUAGAUUUUAUCUGAAUACACAGAUUAGGCUUUAAAAACAGAUAUAUAUGUCAUUUUUGGCUUAAGGAGUUUGGCUAAGUUAGCUUUUCAACUGGCACUGUAUGGCAGCAUUUUUUGGUAUGGUUAGCAUGGCACAUGGCGAAACAUAAAGCAUUUUACUGUACAGGUAAGGAAUGUGCCAUGUUGUUUUACCUAUCUCUCUUUCUCUCUCACUCCCAUGCACACAUCCUGUGUGUAUUCAGAGACCUUCAGAAACAUUCAUAUUCAUUUUCAUGAGUCAGCAAAAGCCCUACGCUUGAUUCCAACAGAAUAUUUCCUUUACAUACUUUCUUCUCUUAAUUUUUACAAAAUUUGUAUGGUAGGUGUAAAAGAAAAUCAUAGUAACUGUACCAUAUUAUUAACCCCUAAAUCAAACUUUUUUUGUCUUGUGUAUCUUGAUUUUUCUGUGUGCUUUAUAGUGAAGCAGCCGACACGAGUCGUUGUUCAUAAAACAGCUUUUGAAAGUUGAGAGCACACCCCUGGAGAACCGACUGUGCUUGCUUACGUUUGGUUCAUGACUUAAAAAUCGAGUACAGGAGUUAUUCCUGAUGAAGCUAAAGCUUUGUCUCUGUUGGCACCAGCUAAUGCAGUGGCAGGUCUUCUGCCUGGUGGUGGACUCCUGCCUACUCCUAACCCACUUACCCAGAUUGGCGCUGUUCCACUGGCUGCUUUGGGGGCUCCUACUCUUGAUCCUGCCCUUGCUGCACUUGGGCUUCCUGGAGCAAACUUGAACUCUCAGUCUCUUGCUGCAGAUCAGUUGCUGAAGCUUAUGAGUACUGUUGAUCCCAAGUUGAAUCAUGUAGCUGCUGGUCUCGUUUCACCAAGUCUGAAAUCGGAUACCUCUAGUAAAGAAAUAGAGGAAGCUAUGAAAAGAGUACGAGAAGCACAGUCCCUAAUUUCUGCUGCUAUAGAACCAGAUAAGAAAGAAGAAAAAAGAAGGCAUUCAAGAUCAAGAUCACGUUCUAGGAGGAGGAGGACUCCCUCAUCUUCUAGACACAGGCGGUCAAGAAGCAGAUCGAGACGGCGGUCACAUUCUAAGUCUAGGAGUCGGCGACGAUCCAAAAGCCCAAGGCGAAGAAGAUCUCAUUCCAGAGAAAGAGGUAGAAGGUCAAGGAGCACAUCAAAAACAAGAGACAAAAAGAAAGAAGACAAAGAAAAGAAACGUUCUAAAACACCACCAAAAAGUUACAGCACAGCCAGACGUUCUAGAAGUGCAAGCAGUUUGCACAUUUGUGAUUCUAGAGAGAGACGACGACGAAGAAGCAGGAGUGGCACAAGAUCUCCUAAAAAGCCUCGGUCUCCUAAAAGAAAAUUGUCUCGCUCACCAUCCCCUAGGAGACAUAAAAAGGAGAAGAAGAAAGAUAAAGACAAAGAAAGAAGUAGGGAUGAAAGAGAACGAUCAACAAGCAAGAAGAAGAAGAGUAAAGAUAAGGAAAAGGACCGGGAAAGAAAAUCAGAGAGUGAUAAAGAUGUAAAACAGGUUACACGGGAUUAUGAUGAAGAGGAACAGGGGUAUGACAGUGAGAAAGAGAAAAAAGAAGAGAAGAAACCAAUAGAAACAGGUUCCCCUAAAACAAAGGAAUGUUCUGUGGAAAAGGGAACUGGUGAUUCACUAAGAGAAUCCAAAGUGAAUGGGGAUGAUCAUCAUGAAGAAGACAUGGAUAUGAGUGACUGAAUAUUGCCUCUGAGGGAAUCCAACUGUAUACCUGCAUCAGUGUCAUUCCUUUGUGUGAUUUCUUAAUGCUGUAUUUGUUCAUCUCAAACCUAGAUGUAUACAGCUCUGAGUUAUAAAUGGUUAUAAAGCUCCUGUUACUGAUAUUAGUUAUUUACAUCAAAAAGCUUUUAGAAAAUGGUACGAGGUAACCAAUUCUUGUCAUGGUGAAAUCUGAUUGAGUAACCAAGCAGUUUUACUAUUCUGGUGCUGCUUCAUAACAAAAAUGAAAAGCUGCAUGCAUCUACAGCAGGCAUGGAUUGUUUAUGUCGUAUGAUAUCCUUUAUUAAGUAAGUUCACUUAUAGUAUUUCUAUAAUUUGAUUCAUUGCCGUAAUAGAGCCAUGUAGGAAAUGCACUGAUUGCAUGUUAUUGUGGCAAGAAUAUCCUAAAUGUCAUUAAAAUCCUCCAACAUGAUGGAUCUACUUAUGGUCUUGUUUGUUGACAUGACAAAUUAACAUUCUUAUAGUUACAUCUGGAAAUGAGCAUUUGAAAUAGAUAAUCCUUUAAGCCUUGUGGCAAAAUUUUUGUGGCUUUUGUUUAACUUUGAAAGGUUAUUAUGCACUAACCUUUUUUGGUGGCUAAUUAGGGUUUACAUACAGAAACAAGAUUUCAAAUAAAACUGUCUUUGGCAGUGAGUAAAUAGCAUAUUUUGAAGUAGAGUUGUAUACUUUUUCAUAAGAUGUUUGGGAAUUUUUUUCCUGAAGUAAUAAUUUAUUCCACAUCUACAUCAGUGAAAGCUAUCUACCUAUCCUGAGUCUAUCUUAAAGGAAAAAAAGGAAGAAAAAAAAAACCUUAUCUCUUGCCCUUAUUUUGAAUUUUCCACUCUUUCAUUAAUUUGUUUUAAGCUCCGUGUUGGAAAAAAGGGGUAGUGCAUUUUAAAUUGACCUUCAUACGCUUUUAAAAUAAGACAAAUCUACUUGAUAAUGUACCUUUAUUUGAUCUCAAGUUGUAUAAAACCAAUAAAUUUGUGUUACUGCAGUAGUAAUCUUAUGCACACGGUGAUUUCAUGUUAUAUAUGCAAAGUAGGUAACUGUUUUCUUAGUUACAGAAGUUUCAAGCUUCACUUUUGUGCAGUAGAAACAAAAGUAGGCUACAGUCUGUGCCAUGUUGAUGUACAGUUUCUGAAAUUGUUUUACAAGACUUUGAUAAUAAAACCCUUAAACUUA
Molecule: messenger RNA, 3761 nt
Organism: Pan troglodytes (chimpanzee)
Lineage: Eukaryota; Metazoa; Chordata; Mammalia; Primates; Hominidae
Gene: SRSF11
Product: serine and arginine rich splicing factor 11
Exons: 11
Coding region: 1653-2558 (301 amino acids)
Biological process (GO): RNA splicing
Cellular component (GO): nucleoplasm
Molecular function (GO): RNA binding
Source: RefSeq, a predicted model, not a curated record